Molecule: messenger RNA, 4051 nt
Organism: Crotalus tigris (Tiger rattlesnake)
Lineage: Eukaryota; Metazoa; Chordata; Lepidosauria; Squamata; Viperidae
Gene: SRL
Product: sarcalumenin
Exons: 8
Coding region: 126-2432 (768 amino acids)
Molecular function (GO): GTP binding
Source: RefSeq, a predicted model, not a curated record
UCCAGCAGUCCAGCACCGGCACCAUCGCCUGUGUGGGCCCUCCGGGCAAGCGGCCAUCUGCUUCUCAGGAACCUGCCCCAGUAUAAAUAGUGCGGAAGAAGGGGAGAAGGCUCCUGGCAGCCAGCAUGGCAGCACUGAGGCUCUUCUGUUUCUGCCUGGCACCAGUUGUUCUCCUCGGGGCAGCAGAACUGCAAGUUUCUGCCCUGGAGAGCGCAGAAGACUCUGCCAACUUUGCUGAGGGUGGCUUGUUGCCUGGAGACUCAAGUCUAGUGAAGAAGCAGAGGCUGCUCAAUGGACAAGUGGCUGGGACAGGAAUCCCUCUCCAGUUCUCAGGCAACCAGGAGAAGCCUCAGGACGAUGGCUCCACCGAUAGAGGCCCUGAGGUGGACAGCGCAGAAAGGGGCAAUCUGAAUGAAAAUGGAGCACAUGUGGCUGAGCUAGGGGAAGUCCUGGGCCAAGAGCAGGGGAUGGCUGGUCACGAAGAAGGUGGAAGUAGCUCGGGAGAGCUGGAGCCGGUUCCUGCACUUAGGGUAGAGGGCUUGCAGGGUGAAGAAAAGGUUCCCCCGAAGACAGAGGCUCCUUCUGAGGAAGAUGUCCAAGGUGCUCUCCCAGGAGCAAACCAAGCUGUUUCUCAGGAUCUUCCCCAUUCUUUGGAGGCACAGCUGGAAGAGAACUUCACUGAUUCCCCUGAUGUGGAUAAAAAUUUGGAAGGCAUCUUUGGGGAAGGGCCCUUGGGCAAUCCUUCACCAAGAGAGAAACCCUGGGAGGCGUUCAGUGCUGUUCUGAAGGAUAUGCGUGAAUCAGGAGAGUCAGAGGUGGCAGCAGGUGCCCAUCCAGCACAGGAAGGAGCCACGAAGGAACUGGCAGGGCAUCCAAAAGAUGUGGAGGGCAAAGAACAAGCCUCAGGGGCUGAAGGCGGAGCUGCUGCCCAGCAUCCCAUGAAAGGACUGGGGCUUGGUGAAGGGCAGCCAGAUGGCAACUGGGUAGAAGGUGCAAAGGCCUCUGAAGUGAAGGUGCCUCCAGCAGAGAGAAAGCAACCUAGAGCAGAAGAGAUGGAGAAUGCCUGGAGGGAUCGAUCCCACAUUGAGAGCACCCUGAAGCUGAAGGAAGAGAAACCCGCAGACGACUACUCAGGUACCAUCCUGCAGCGGCUGAGAAAAAUUUAUCAUUCCUCCAUCAAGCCCUUGGAGCAGUCCUACAAGUACAAUGAACUUCGGCAGCAUGAAAUUACAGCUUACCCUGGACGUACCCUGGGCUCUUCAGCCACAGAUGGAGAGAUUACUUCCAAGCCAAUGGUGCUCUUCUUGGGGCCCUGGAGCGUUGGCAAGUCCACCAUGAUUAACUACCUUCUGGGGCUGGAUGACACACCCCAUCAGCUCUACACAGGGGCUGAACCCACCACUUCCGAGUUCACCGUCAUCAUGCACGGCCCUAAAGUCAAGACCAUCGAAGGGAUUGUGAUGGCUGCUGACAGCACCCGCUCGUUCUCCCCCCUCGAGAAGUUCGGGCAGAACUUUCUGGAGAAGCUGAUCGGAAUCGAGAUCCCUCACAAGCUCUUGGAGAGGGUCACCUUUGUGGACACCCCUGGCAUCAUUGAAAACCGGAAGCAGCAGGAGCGAGGCUACCCGUUCAAUGAUGUCUGCCAAUGGUUCAUCGAUCGAGCCGAUCUCAUCUUCGUGGUGUUUGACCCAACCAAACUGGACGUGGGGCUGGAGCUGGAGAUGCUUUUCCGCCAGCUGAAGGGGCGCGAGUCCCAGAUCAGGAUCAUUCUGAACAAGGCGGACAGCCUGGCUACUCAAGAGCUCAUGCGGGUAUACGGCGCCUUGUUCUGGAGCCUGGCCCCCCUGAUUAACGUUACUGAGCCCCCCCGGGUUUACGUCAGCUCCUUUUGGCCCCUGGAGUACCAAGCUGAAACCCACCAGGACCUCUUCUCGAAGGAGGAAAUCUCCCUUCUGGAAGACCUGAACCAGGUGAUUGAGAACCGGCUGGAGAACAAGAUCGCCUUCAUUCGCCAGCACGGCAUCCGGGUUCGCAUCCAUGCUCUCUUGGUCGAUCGCUACUUGCAGACCUAUAAGGACAAAAUGACUUUCUUCAGUGAUGGAGAGCUGGUCUUCAGAGACAUCGUGGAGGAUCCAGAUAAGUUCUACAUCUUUAAAUCAAUCCUGGCCAAGACCAACGUGAGCAAGUUUGAUCUGCCCAACCGCGAGGCCUACAAGGACUUCUUCGGGGUGAACCCCAUUCAAAGCUUCAAGCUGCUUGCGCAGCAGUGCUCCUACAUGGGAGGCUGCUUCCUGGAGAAGAUCGAGAGGGCCAUCACCCACGAGCUGCCUGACCUGCUUGGGAGCAUCGGCCUGGGAAAGAAGCCUGGCGCCCUCUCCUGCGACACCACAGGCUGUGGGGAAACGCCAAAGAACCGCUACAAGAAGCACUAGCGGGUUGCCAGUGUGACCCUCUUGCGCCCCGGGUUGAUGAAUGAGCUUAUGUCUUAUCUGUCCAAGAAGCCAAGGUCUGUUAGCCCUUCUGGGGGCCACAGAAUGAGCAGCUGGGGUCAUAAUGGCAGGGAACUUGGGUGGGCCUAGGGAAGAGAAUAAAGCACUGUGAAUACCUGUCAUGAUUUAAUUUUUGUUACUUAAAAAAGAGGCAAUGUAUCAAGGAGAGGUAAAAUUGGCAGAGGCCUUGCAUAUGCUAAGCAAGAAGGAAGGGCCAGAGCCAAAGGCCUCCUGACCACCAGGGGAAGCAAACAUAGCCCCUCCCUCACAAGCUAUGCCCCACCCUUGUAACCUCUGGCUGCAUUGCAUGGAGUUGAGGAGCACAGGAUUCUUGCACACAACCAGUUUUGACUCACAGGAGGUGCGACACAAGAAGUAAAGGAGCAGCUGGCCAAGGAGGCCUUAUAAGAAAUUUGCAAAGGGCAGCUCUCAGCUUGCCCUGGGUUGCCAGCUCCUCCCCCUCCCCCUCCCCACUGUAGGUUAGCUCCUUUUCUCAGCAAUGAUUUCCCAUCUUGGUGUGCUUUUCCUGAAUUGUUUGGAGAACUCUCUGAAGCGUUGCUCUCUUCUGGGCAAUGUUUUUGCAGAAAGAAGUGCUUUUACCACCAGUUCCCUCAGGGAAAGAGGCUUGUUCCCCAAGGAAGCAGGAUGUCCUUUCCUUCCUUGCCUACUUUAUGUCCUUAAUUUUUUAAAAAUAUAUAUUUCCCUUAGCCUUUUGUUCUCAGGCUUGCUGGAUUCCCCUCAUAUCCCUUCUGCCAUUCCUUCCACACAUCAGUAUUUUGCAAGUCGCAUGGAAUGAAAAGUUUCUGCAACGUGUAUACUUUUGAUUUGCCCAGUUUGGAGUACACAUUGAACCCAUAGGCUGGACAAGGGGAAGCCUCAUCUGUUGAGUUGGAGGCUAGGGUGAAUCUGAAGGGGCAAUGUCGGUUGCCCUGUUCUUGGCAGUGCUGAAAAGGAGGGAAUGAAAAUGUGUGGUUUGCUGGGCAGGAGAGCUUUGGCAGAGAAGACGUAUAUGGGGGGGAGGGGGACAGGUGCCUUGGUUCGGUUGCGAGGAGAAUCCUGCAAGACCCACUGAAUGUAGGAGUCCUCAGCCACGGCCUUGCCAGUCCUUAACAGCUGACUUGUUUGCGUGUUGUGUUAGCAACAUGGCCUGGGAUUGCUUGACAACCAUGUGGACCCCACAACAAUGGGAAUACCAAUAUCUCAGGAGGUAAUUGAUCCUGGAUCUGGGGGCAUCCAUCCUCUGCCCACUCACACGGGGCUGUGACUUGAGAACAGCUGGCUAAUCCAAGGUGACCACCUGUCCCUUCCUGUCUUGGGAAUUUGUGCUCUUGUGGUCCAUGGAUGUUCAGAGGAGGAAGCCUAGCAUCCUCUCCCCCUUUGGUUAAAUGCCAGAUCCAAACCAUCCACCUAUGGUUGUGUGCUUCUUUUGACCAGAGUUGUGGACAGAUGUAUUUAAAGGAAUUACAUAGCUGUGUAAUAGAUUUCAGUGGCUCACAAUAAUAGUCUAUAUUUGGAGACACUAUGUACUUCAGCCCAAUAAAUUCUGGUAUUUUUCAGCCACA